Messenger RNA from Microtus oregoni (creeping vole), 3686 nucleotides. RefSeq names its product hexokinase 1 (gene Hk1). Gene Ontology annotation, biological process: intracellular glucose homeostasis; glycolytic process; glucose 6-phosphate metabolic process. The record is from RefSeq and is a predicted model, not a curated record. The coding region runs from base 144 to 2900 and encodes 918 amino acids. Gene Ontology annotation, molecular function: D-glucose binding; mannokinase activity; fructokinase activity. NCBI's taxonomy places the organism in Eukaryota, Metazoa, Chordata, Mammalia, Rodentia, Cricetidae. The transcript is spliced from 18 exons. Gene Ontology annotation, cellular component: mitochondrion; cytosol.
CCGACGCCCCGCCCGGGGACUGAGGGGGAGGAGCCAAAGGAGGAGGAGGAGUCGCAGAUCCGCCACCGGAGGACCACUGCUCACCAGGGCUACCGAGGAGCCACUGGCCCCACGCCUGCUUCCCCGCAUCCCCGACCGCCAGCAUGAUCGCUGCGCAGCUCCUAGCCUAUUACUUCACUGAACUAAAGGAUGACCAAGUCAAAAAGAUUGAUAAGUAUCUGUAUGCCAUGCGGCUCUCUGAUGAAAUUCUGAUAGAUAUCCUGACACGCUUCAAGAAAGAGAUGAAGAAUGGCCUUUCCCGGGAUUAUAACCCAACAGCCACGGUCAAGAUGUUGCCGACCUUUGUAAGGUCCAUCCCUGACGGCUCAGAAAAGGGGGAUUUCAUCGCCCUGGAUCUCGGCGGGUCUUCCUUUCGUAUCCUGCGGGUGCAGGUGAAUCACGACAAGAACCAGAAUGUCUUCAUGGAGUCUGAGGUCUACGAAACCCCAGAGAACAUCGUACACGGCAGUGGAAGCCAGCUUUUUGAUCAUGUCGCUGAGUGCCUGGGAGACUUCAUGGAGAAAAGGAAGAUCAAAGACAAGAAAUUGCCCGUGGGAUUCACCUUUUCUUUCCCCUGCCGACAAUCCAAAAUAGACGAGGCUAUCCUGAUCACAUGGACAAAGCGGUUCAAAGCCAGUGGUGUGGAAGGGACAGACGUGGUCAAGCUGCUGAAUAAAGCCAUUAAGAAGCGAGGGGACUAUGAUGCUAACAUUGUGGCUGUGGUGAAUGACACAGUGGGGACCAUGAUGACCUGCGGCUACGAUGACCAACAGUGUGAAGUUGGCCUGAUCAUUGGUACUGGCACCAACGCUUGCUACAUGGAGGAGCUGCGACACAUUGACCUGGUGGAAGGCGACGAGGGGAGGAUGUGCAUUAACACGGAAUGGGGAGCCUUUGGGGACGACGGGUCCCUGGAAGACAUCCGGACCGAGUUUGACAGAGAGUUAGACCGGGGGUCCCUCAACCCUGGGAAGCAGUUGUUCGAGAAGAUGGUCAGCGGCAUGUACUUGGGGGAGCUGGUCCGGCUCAUCCUGGUGAAGAUGGCCAAGGAAGGCCUCCUGUUUGAGGGGCGCAUCACUCCGGAGCUGCUCACCAGGGGCAAGUUCAACACGAGUGACGUGUCAGCCAUUGAAAAGAAUAAGGAAGGCAUUCAAAAUGCCAAGGAAAUCUUAACCCGCUUGGGAGUGGAGCCGUCUGAUGAUGACUGUGUCUCGGUCCAGCACGUAUGCACUAUCGUCUCCUUCCGUUCAGCCAACCUAGUGGCUGCCACGCUCGGGGCCAUCCUGAACCGCCUGCGUGACAACAAGGGCACAGCCAGGCUUCGGACCACAGUUGGUGUGGAUGGUUCUCUCUACAAGACACACCCACAGUAUUCCCGGCGUUUCCACAAGACCCUGAGGCGCCUGGUGCCUGACUGCGAUGUGCGUUUCCUCCUCUCAGAGAGCGGCAGUGGCAAGGGGGCUGCCAUGGUGACCGCAGUGGCCUACCGCCUGGCCGAGCAGCACCGGCAGAUUGAGGAAACCCUGGCCCACUUCCGCCUCUCCAAGCAGAACCUGAUGGAGGUGAAGAAGAGGAUGCGGGCAGAGAUGGAGAUGGGGCUGAGGAAGGAGACACACAGCAAGGCUACCGUCAAGAUGCUGCCUUCUUUUGUCCGGAGCAUCCCGGAUGGGACUGAGCAUGGUGACUUCUUGGCCUUGGAUCUCGGAGGAACAAAUUUCCGUGUCCUGCUGGUGAAGAUCCGUAGCGGGAAAAAGCGGACGGUAGAAAUGCAUAACAAGAUCUACUCCAUUCCCGUGGACAUCAUGCAGGGCACCGGGGAAGAGCUGUUUGACCACAUUGUCUCCUGCAUCUCCGACUUCCUGGACUACAUGGGGAUCAAAGGCCCCCGGAUGCCUCUGGGCUUCACCUUCUCGUUUCCCUGCAAGCAGACGAGUCUGGAUUGUGGAAUCUUGAUCACCUGGACAAAGGGUUUCAAGGCCAGCGACUGUGUGGGUCACGAUGUGGUCACUUUACUGAAGGAUGCCAUAAAGAGGAGAGAGGAGUUUGACCUGGAUGUGGUGGCCGUGGUCAACGACACGGUGGGCACCAUGAUGACCUGCGCCUAUGAGGAGCCCACCUGUGAAAUUGGACUCAUCGUAGGGACUGGCAGCAAUGCCUGCUACAUGGAGGAGAUGCGGAACGUAGAGAUGGUGGAGGGGAACCAGGGGCAGAUGUGCAUCAACAUGGAGUGGGGUGCCUUUGGCGACAACGGAUGUCUGGAUGACAUCAGGACAGACUUUGACAGAGUGGUGGACGAGUAUUCCUUAAACGCUGGGAAACAGAGGUUUGAGAAGAUGAUCAGUGGAAUGUACCUGGGUGAGAUAGUCCGUAAUAUCCUCAUUGACUUCACCAAGAAAGGCUUCCUCUUCCGGGGACAGAUCUCCGAGCCACUCAAGACGCGAGGCAUCUUUGAGACCAAGUUUCUCUCUCAGAUUGAGAGCGACCGGUUAGCGCUACUGCAGGUACGGGCCAUCCUUCAGCAGCUGGGUCUGAACAGCACGUGUGACGACAGUAUCCUGGUCAAGACUGUGUGUGGGGUGGUGUCCAAGAGGGCCGCGCAGCUGUGUGGUGCUGGCAUGGCCGCCGUGGUAGAGAAGAUCAGGGAGAACAGAGGACUAGAACAUCUGAACGUGACCGUGGGAGUGGACGGGACGCUCUACAAGCUUCAUCCGCACUUCUCCAGAAUCAUGCACCAAACCGUGAAGGAACUGUCACCAAAGUGUACCGUGUCCUUCCUCCUAUCUGAAGACGGCAGUGGCAAGGGGGCCGCCCUUAUCACAGCUGUGGGCGUGCGGCUCAGAGGAGAGGCUACGACCGCCUAAGCACCAGGAUCCUCCCAGCCCCCAGCCCACCACCCUUCCAGCACUCCUGUCUAGAACCGAUGACCCCUGUUCCACCCAGCAAGCCCUGCUGGGAGACCCAGCGCCGGAGCCCACAAUGCCGCCGAGGGAGGAAGGGGACCACGGUAAUGGAGCUCACUAUAGAAUACCACACAGAGUGCGUGCUGUUGAUCUCGCGCCUGGACCCCUUGACCCCCACCCUGCCACUCUGCAUGAAUCAAGUUCGACCUGGCCAUGCUUUGCCCAUGCGUGAAUGUAGUGGCACCAAGUCUAUGGCAGACGUCCAGCCAGGAAAGAGUCCCCCUCUCGGACCCACCUUCUGGGCCUUUCAAGCCGGUCCUUUGGAGUCUCCUCCCCACCCUGUGUGAAGUGUAUAAUCACCAGCAGACACUGCCGAGUCCUGCCCACAGGGGCAUGGCCUGAAGGGCCAGCGUGAUACGUGACGCUGACUGCUGCUGUCUCCUUCCCCUCCCAGCACCCGCUGCAGCCUGCCAUCCCGUCUGGAUGUAUCGAUGCCACUGAAUUGUUGUGUCCGUGGAACCAGUCCUAGCCACGUUAUGACAGUCUUGCAUUUUGUUUGUCUUGUGGUUGUGGUGGUGGUGGUGGUUGGUGGUGGUGGGGUAGGUGGGCAGUCCUGUGGGAAAACAUCUUAUCUCCAUCUUGAUGGAAGGAACCAACCCACAUGACGACGACGACGCCAUCACUGGAAUCUCCCAUUGCUUUAGUGAGCCUUGUUGUACGACUAGUAAACUUUGUACCAACUCAAAA